This is a messenger RNA of Pestalotiopsis fici W106-1, 1056 nucleotides long. RefSeq lists its product as uncharacterized. The transcript is spliced from 2 exons. The coding region runs from base 1 to 1056 and encodes 351 amino acids. The record is from RefSeq and is a predicted model, not a curated record. Gene Ontology annotation, molecular function: ATP:ADP adenylyltransferase activity; ATP binding. NCBI's taxonomy places the organism in Eukaryota, Fungi, Ascomycota, Sordariomycetes, Amphisphaeriales, Sporocadaceae. Gene Ontology annotation, biological process: nucleotide metabolic process.
AUGCCUCCUAUCCGAGCCCCGGCAAACCUGCCAAGCCUGGUCAAGACGGCAUUUGGCCAGGCAAAGGCGACCGGCGACCUGACGUACUUCCCCACACAAGUCGCGCUCCUCAAACUGAACUCUGUCCAGUUCCAGCUCCGAUUCUCGCCCGCCCUAGCCUCCAAGCCGAAAGGCCCUCCUCCGUCCGAUGAGCAGGACAAGAAGGAUGAAAUGAAAAAGGACAAGAAGGCCUUCAACCCGUUCGAAAACCCCCUCCCGUCCAUGACCGUGGUAAAGGACCUCGCACCCUCGCACGCCCUCGUCCUCAACAAGUUCGCCAUCGUCCCCGAGCACUUUAUCCUCAUUACGCGGCAGUUCAAGCCCCAGACGCACGUCCUGGAGAGCGACGACUUGGCGGCUGCCCUGGCUUGCGUGCGGGCCUACAAGGAGGAUGCUGCUGCUGCUAGUGAUGGCGAUGGUGUAAGCAAAACGGACAGCAGAAGGAGUGAGCUCUUCGUCUUCUUCAACUCGGGUCCCCACUCAGGCGCCAGUCAGCCGCACCGUCAUUUGCAGCUGUUGCCCGUGGAGCAGAUGAGGACUGGCUUGGAUGGAGAUGCUGCUUCGGCGUGGAAUGUCUUGGCCGAGGGCUCGGAUGAUCAGCUGCGCGAUUUGCCCUUUGCAAUCCUGCGUGAGGCCAUUACGCCCGACACCACUGCCGAGGAACUGCACGCCAAGUACGUGAGCCUGUACCGGCGGGCGGCGCGGCUGGCACUCGCGGAAGCGAGCAAUGAUAUCGCGGGCCAAGGCGAGGCCCAGUUCAGCUACAACAUGGCCAUGACUGACAAGGUUAUUGCGCUGUGCCCACGCGCCGUUGAGGGCGCACCGAUUGUCACCGGUCGUGACGGCGGCAGAGAGCUUGGGCACGUUGCGCUCAAUGGCACGCUCCUGGCUGGCACGGCGCUAGUCAAGACUCAGGAGCUGUACGAUGCCAUCAAACAGGAACCGGCACUCCUCUUCAACGUACUCGAGAAGAUUGGAUUCAAGCCCAGAGAGGAGACGGUUCUUGGUAACUUAUAG